Sorghum bicolor (sorghum) is the source of this 1363-nucleotide messenger RNA. Its product is annotated as rac-like GTP-binding protein 2. The transcript is spliced from 8 exons. Gene Ontology annotation, biological process: establishment or maintenance of cell polarity; cortical cytoskeleton organization; regulation of cell shape. The record is from RefSeq and is a predicted model, not a curated record. Bases 409 to 1047 code for a protein of 212 amino acids. Gene Ontology annotation, molecular function: GTPase activity; GTP binding; protein kinase binding. Gene Ontology annotation, cellular component: plasma membrane; cell cortex; cytoskeleton. NCBI's taxonomy places the organism in Eukaryota, Viridiplantae, Streptophyta, Magnoliopsida, Poales, Poaceae.
UCUCUCUCCCCCCUCCCUGUCCUGCGGCCUCGCAUUUACACCGCGCCUCCCUAGGCCAGCGGUAACAGCAGGUCGCACAGCCAGCCAGGCGGCAGCCAGCUGCGAGCGGCGAGUUCUUUAAGGAGGCGGCAGGCCGGUGCCGGUGCCUUUGCCUUGGCGUGGAGUGGAGUGGCCUGCCUCCCAUAGGCUACAGCCUUCCCGGAGAAGACAAGCAAAGCGAGCGCCGCACCAUUCCGUUCUUGUCCGUUGUUCCUGCUCCCUUGCUGCUGCUGCUUCUCGGAGCCACUAGUUGCUGCCGUGCUGUGCUGCCUCUUCGUACUGUGAGUGAGAGUGUGAGGGCGGAGGGCCGCAGCCUGAGCGGGAGAAGAAGAAGAAGAAGAAGAAGAAGAAGACCGCGGCGGGAGAGAGAUGAGCGUGACCAAGUUCAUCAAGUGCGUCACAGUCGGGGACGGCGCCGUGGGCAAGACCUGCAUGCUCAUCUGCUACACCAGCAACAAGUUCCCCACGGAUUACAUCCCCACGGUGUUCGAUAACUUCAGCGCCAACGUCUCCGUGGAUGGCAACAUCGUCAACCUGGGCCUCUGGGACACUGCGGGGCAAGAGGACUACAGCAGGCUGCGGCCACUGAGCUACAGGGGCGCAGAUGUGUUCGUGCUGGCUUUCUCCCUCAUCAGCAGGGCCAGCUAUGAGAAUGUUCUUAAGAAGUGGAUGCCAGAGCUUCGCAGAUUUGCACCCAACGUUCCGGUUGUUCUUGUUGGGACCAAGUUAGAUCUCCGUGACCACAGAGCCUACCUUGCUGACCAUCCUGGAGCUUCGACAAUCACAACGGCACAGGGUGAAGAGCUGAGGAAGCAGAUUGGUGCUGCAGCUUACAUCGAGUGCAGUUCCAAAACCCAGCAGAAUGUCAAGUCUGUCUUCGAUACAGCCAUUAAAGUGGUCCUUCAACCCCCACGGAGAAGGGAGGCAAUGCCUGCCAGGAAGAAAAACAGGCGUGGCUCCGGAUGCUCUAUAAUGAACCUUAUGUGUGGCAGCACAUGUGCUGCUUAGGAGUCUUAGAACACUGAACUGGAAGGAGGUGAAGGCGUGAUGCAUGGUGUGUAUGUUGUGCCAAACUGGCAAGUUAAUUUGCUAUAGAAUGGGACCGCAUGGAUGACUGCUGCUUUUGUUUUCCUUAGCUCAUCUGCUGUAUGCUUGGGUUUUUUAGGCGUAGUGCGUCAGGCUCUUCAAGUACUGACUUUUACCAGACUGCUGUGUUAUGUAAGAAGUUUGCUAGACGAGGAUUGCUGUAACUGUAAUAUGUUCUCCGAGAGGGAUGUGGUAUAACUAAGAUACAAGUAAGCUUGAGCGUGUUCUGCACUGUGAA